Messenger RNA from Xyrauchen texanus (razorback sucker), 3735 nucleotides. RefSeq names its product gap junction alpha-1 protein-like. The record is from RefSeq and is a predicted model, not a curated record. The coding region runs from base 205 to 1284 and encodes 359 amino acids. NCBI's taxonomy places the organism in Eukaryota, Metazoa, Chordata, Actinopteri, Cypriniformes, Catostomidae. Gene Ontology annotation, biological process: cell communication. Gene Ontology annotation, cellular component: connexin complex. The transcript is spliced from 2 exons.
CUCAGUCACUCCGACGGAUGGUUGAGGGCACAUUUGCUGUGGAAAACGUUCAUUUUACACCGAAUAUGCUUGUUUUUGAGGAAUGUUAAAUUGAAAUGUGUUACGGACAGUUAGGCUACUGUGACUGACAAAAUGCUUGGCAUUUAGAAGAAGAUUCCAGCUUGAAGGUUGGUCCUCGUUGUUUAAUACAGAAUAUCUUUAAUCAUGGGUGACUGGAGCAUGCUGGGGAAACUUCUUGACAAGGUCCAGGCAUACUCCACAGCGGGAGGCAAAGUCUGGCUCUCUGUUCUUUUCAUCUUCCGGAUCCUGCUGAUGGGAACGGCGGUGGAGUCGGCCUGGGGAGACGAGCAGUCAGCAUUCAAGUGCAACACAAAGCAGCCUGGCUGUAAAAACGUGUGCUACGACAAAUCGUUCCCCAUCUCCCAUGUGCGCCUCUGGGUUCUCCAAAUAAUAUUUGUAUCCAUACCGACUCUCCUGUACCUCAGCCAUGUUGUGUUCCUUAUGCACAAGGAAGAGAAGUUGAACAAGAAAGAGGAGAAAUUUAAAGACAUUCAGAGCAAAGGUGGAGAUGUCGAUGUUCUUCUACGGAAGAUCGAAACAAAGAAGUUCAAGUACGGGUUGGAAGAUCAUGGGAAGAUCAAGAUGAGAGGUGGGAUAUUUUACACCUAUAUAGUGAGCAUCGUAUUGAAGUCAGUAUUUGAAGUUGGUUUCCUGUUGAUACAGUGGCAUCUCUAUGGGUUCAAGCUGUCUGCCAUUUACACGUGUCAAAAGUUCCCUUGUCCCCAUAAAGUGGACUGCUUCCUGUCUCGUCCUACAGAGAAGACUGUUUUUAUCAUCUUCAUGUUGGUCGUGUCACUGGUUUCUCUAGCGCUCAACGUCUUUGAGUUUUUUUAUGUGAUUUUAAAGAGGAUGAAAGACAAAAUCAAGGAGACAGAGAAAAACUUUGGCAGUGCCUGUAAUGUCAAGCCUUUUCCAAGAAACCUGUACAGCUACGGGUAUUACACAGACUCUUCGGCCCCUGUCCCUAAUCUCAGGUACAAUCUAGAUACAGGUGGUAAAUCCAACUCUUCUGACAAUUACGACAAGCAAGCCAAUGGGCAGAACUGGACAAAUUUUAGCACAGAACAGAACCAGCUGGGUCAGAGGGACUACUGCCACACUCAGCGCUUUCCAUGCCCUGAGAAAGUAACUCUGGGAAAAGAGCUGCUGCUGCUCAAGGAGCUUGAACCUCGACCUAGUAGUCGAGCGAGUAGUCACGCAAGGCCUGAUGAUCUUGAAAUCUAGUGGAGACCUCAAUAAAUGGCCUUAUAAACAAUUUCUACCCUUUAGUUUGCUGUUUCAAGUGGUGACCUUUUAAAAACUGUGAGGACACAGUUCUGUCUCUGACAUCCAAAGAUUGAAGUUUUAGCAUUUAUAUUUAUUUUAUGAUCAUUUAUUUUAUUUGUAUUUGUUAUUGAGGCUCAUGACAAACAGUUGUUUCUUAAAGGAAAAGUUCACCCCAAAAUGAAAAUUCUCUCAUCAUUUCCUCACCCUCAUGCCUUCCCAGAUGUGUAUGACUUUCUGUCUUCUGCUGAACACAAAUGAAGACCUUUCAGUGAAUAUCUCAGCUCUAGGUCCAUUCAAUUAAAGUGAAUGGUUGCCAUAACUUUGAAACUCCAAAAAGCAUAUAAAGGCAGCAUAAAAAUAAUCCAUAAAACUCCAGUAGUUUAAUCUGUAUCUUCAUAAACGAUUAAAAUAAGUGUAACUGUCAUGAAUUAAUUAAAGUAGAAAUAAUGAUGUAUUUAUUACUGUAAUAAAUAAUGAUGCAUUAAUUAAACUGUAAAGUAUUUUUACAUCACAAAAAUUGUUUGUUGUACUGGCUUUAAUUUAUGCUGACUUAAAUCAUAUUAUUUUUAAAAGCAUUGUUUUAAAUGAUAAUCCUUAUUAAGAAUAAUAUAUGAUCCCUUAUCCCUAUUCCUACUCCCCAAAUACACCCCCAUUAUCAGACGUGUGAAACCCACAAUGAGGACUUCACUAAAGCAUGAGUUCCUGAACACAGACAGGAAUGCGGUUGCUUCUCAGGCCAACCUGGACUCACAUAUGGACAUUAAUACCUUCACAAAUUCUGUUCUGCAACACAUCAACAGGUGUGUCGACAAGGUAACCACCCAUAAAACAUUUAAAACAUACCCCAAUCAGAAACCCUGGGUGAACAAGUCUGACUCCUGCUGAAGGCACAUGGUGCUGCUUUCAGAUCUGGUGACUGGGAAGCCUACAAUUUAUCCAGGGCCAAUCUGAAGAGGGGAAUUAAAGCAGCCACACACAAUUACAAACUGUGUAUUGAGGACAAAUUUAAGAACAAAGAUGUAUGUGGACAGGCAUCCAUGCCCUCACAGAUUACAUACCAGUGAACAGCACCCCCCCACCCCUCCCCCAACCAGAAAUACCAACCUCCCAGACGAACAGCACCUUUUAUGCUCGCUUUGAUCGUGGAAACAAAGAACCAUCCAUAAAUGCUGAGCUCCCACCUGAUGAUCUGCUGCUCACAUUUUCCACCAGUGACAUGUGCUCCACUGAGCAGAGUGAAUGCACAUAAAGCUGUUGGCCCUGAUGGCAUACCUGGCUGAGUGACCAGGGCCUGCGCAGAACAGCUGGCUGAUGUCUUCACCAACAUUUUCAACCUCUGCUUGGCCCAGGCCAUUGUCCCCACCUGCUUCAAAACAGCCACCAUUGUGCCAGUACCAAAACAUGCUGCUGCUGUGGCCCUCAAUGAAUUCCUCCCCAUUGCUCUUACUCCCAUCAUCACUAAGUGUUUUGAGAGGCUUGUCCUCUCCCAUCUGAAAACAUGCCUGCCCCCAACACUGGAUCCAUAUCAGUUCGCCUACAAACACAACAGGUCAACUGAGGAUGCUAUCGUCAGCUCUUGCCCUGACUCACUUGGACAAAAACAACACAUAUGUCAGGAUGCUAUUGAUUGAUUUCAGUUCUGCCUUCAAUACUGUGAUCCCAUCCAAGCUGCUGUCCAAGCUCAUUCAUUUUGGCAUCAGCCCCUCAAUCUGCAAUUGAACCUUGGACCUUGGAUCAGCAAAAACAACUCCUCCACCCUCACUUUGAACACUGGUGCACCACAGGGUUGUGUGCUGAGUCCAGUCCUCUACUCCCUCUUCACCCACGACUGCAUUCCUGAGCAUGGCUCCAACUCCAUAAUCAAGUUAGUAGAUGACACCACAGUGGUAGGCCUGAUCAGCGGCGAUGCGAUACGCAACAGCGCCUUUACUUCAUUAGGAAGCUAAGGAAAGCUCACCUGUCCCCACACAUCCUGCUGAACUUUUACUACUGCACUAUUGAAAGUAUCCUAACAAACUGCAUAAUAGUGUGGUAUGGCAACUGCACUGUCUCAGAACAGAAGGCCAUCCAGUGGGUGGUGAAAACUACCCAAUACAUCACUGGUGUUCAGCUACCCCCAUCAAAGACAUUCACCACAAACGCUGCCUAAGGAGGGUGAGAAGCAUUAUCAAAGGCACCUCUCACCCCAACCAUGGUCUGUUUACUCCUCUCCCAUCUGGGAGACGCUAUAGGGGUCUUCGCUGUCGCACCAGAAUACUCAGGAACAGUUUCUUUCCCUCAGCUGUCAGCCUACUGAACUCUAAACUCGGGCGAUGAACACUACAUCCCACUCGGACUACAUUUGUUUUUAUUUUUUUGCACAUUCCUUUGCAAAUAAUUUGUACUUGAUGAUGCUUGCACUGUUAUGGU